CCGCCCCCGACGGCGGUGGAUGUGGGCCCGCCGCCGCGGUCCAUGGGCCUGCCGCCGCCGGUGAGCGGCGCCGCUGGCGGUGGCGGGCCUGAGGCGGGAGGUGCCCCAGGAGGCGCCGCCGCCGCCGGCCCGCCGGCCGCCGCCCUCGCGACCGCUGCGCCGCCCCAGGACCUCGAGAAGCUCACCGUGGUCCAGCUGAAGGGCCGGCUGAAGGAGGCGGGCCUGCCGGUGUCUGGCAACAAGGCCGAGCUGGUGGCCCGCCUGCAGGGCCUCGCCAGCGCUGCCGGCGGCGACGAGGACACCGCCCCUGGAGCCCCUGCGGCGCCCGCCGCAGAGGCGACGCCGGCCGCAGCGGCGCCGCCCACCGCGGAGGCGGAGCCCCCCGCUGCAGCGGCGCCCGCCGCAGUGGCGCCGCCCACCGCGGAGGCGGACCCCCCUGCUGCAGCGGCGCCCGCCGCAGCGGCGGCGGCCGCCGCAGAGGCGCCCGCGGCGGAGGCGGUUCCCGCUGUGGAGGCGCCCCCCCCCGCAGGGGCGGCGCCCCUCGCAGCAGAGGCGGCGCCCGCCGCGGAGGCGGCGCCCGCCGCGGAGGCGGCGCCCGCCACAGAGGCCGCGCCCGCCGCGGAGGCGCCAGACGACGGCACGCCCGCCGCGGGCGGGGCAGCCUGCACGGACGCCUCUGCCGUGGAUGCUGAUGCGGGCGCGGCGGCGGCCCCCGCCGCGUCGCAGGAGGCCCCCUCGGCUCCCAGCAGCGUCAGCCUGGCCGACAGCGCGCCGCCGGAGGCCGCGCCGGACGGGGUCCCCGGCGGCGGCGGCGGCGCCUCCCAGCCCGGGGGCGGCCGGGCAGACGUGGACGCGGUGAUGCAGGCCGUGCUCGCCAGCCUGCCGCCGGGCGAGGAGCGAGAGCCCGCCGCCGGCCAGGGCACGGAGCCCGUGGCGCCCAGGCCCGGCGGCGCCUCGGCCCCAGAGGAGGCGGAGGGCACGGCUGCCCAGGACCCGGCCGUCCAGGCCGCGGCUCCAGCAGGCGCGGCCGCGGAGCGCGGCGGCGGACGCGGCGCGGGCUCAGCGGCCCCAGCAGCCGGGGCUGUUCCCAACCCAGACGACGAGAGCGACGAGGCCGAUCAGCCCGAGCCGUCUGGGGAGGAGCCCUUCAAGGAGCCCGGGGCGCCAUCCAAGGCAGCGGUGCGGCCCCGCGCCGAGUGGGCGGCGCUGAGGGCCGAUUCGUACUGGGUGUUCCCGGAGCCCCCGCAGGGGGGGGAGCCCGACGGCGGCGUGGUGCUGCGCGUGUUCGACGACUCCCGGGAGAUCCUGUCGGUGCCCAUCACCUCCUCGUGCAUGGUGGUCGGCAGUUCGUUGGGCCAGGCUCAUGUUGCAGACUUCAGCCACUACACUGUGAAGGAGCAGCACGCGGCCCUGCUCUUUCAGCCGCCGGGGCUGUUCUCGCUGCAGCCCGUCAACGGCGAGCUCAGCGUGUCCUCUGCCAUCCUUCACGACUGCGUUGUCUCGGCGCUGCAGAAGGAGCGGCGGCCGCCGCCACCAGGCGCGCCGCAGGGCCAGGUCGCCAUGUGCGUCGGGGACCCCCCGCUGCCGCUGGACCGGCAGAGGUGCUGCUUCGUGCUCGCGCGGUCGCAGCUCGUCUUCCUGGUGGACCUGCUGCCCACCGCGGAGAGCGUGCGGAGGCUCGGCAUCGCCCGCCACGUGCUCAGCGCGUUCACUGACGGCGGCGCCUCGCCCUCCCAGGCCCGCGCCGCCCGAGCGGCCGCGGCGGCGGACGCGGCCGAGCCGGACGCGCGUGGCGCGCGGCCGAGGAACGGACUGUUCGCAGGAGUCCAGGACCCAGAGGCUGCGAGGCCCGAUGCGCCGAAGCCGGCCAGGGACAGCACGGACGUCGCCGGCGCCGUGCCUCCAGCGCCGCCAGAGGACGGCACGGACGCGACGGAGGCGCCCAGGCCGCCGCCGGACGGCCCGUCGCCGCCCCCACCGCCCGGGGCCGGGGACGACGACGCGGCCAGCGGGCCGCGGCAGGAGCCACCGGCGGAUGCGGCGGCCGGCGGCGAGGAUGAUGCCAAGGCCAUGCUGCGCCUGAACGAGGCGAUGAGCGAGGCAAAGGACGGGCUCCUCUCGCUCCUGGUCCCCCUGGGCGCUGGCUGA
Prorocentrum cordatum is the source of this 2148-nucleotide messenger RNA. Lineage: Eukaryota; Dinophyceae; Prorocentrales; Prorocentraceae. The record is from the annotation of a GenBank genome assembly.